AUGGAGACAUCUUCAUCAGAAACUCCUGGAGUUUCUGUUCCAAAUGCUGGCUCGGCAGACCCGGCUUCUUCUGUUCCGCAAAGACGGGGUAAAAGAACAGCUCGGGAUGCUGCCUUAGGACCGACACGAGAAGAAGACACUUCUCAGGGUUCACAGGAGCAAUCCUGUGCCAAAAGACAACGCCUUGAUCUUUCCACCAAGGGCUCCUGCAAAGCCCAUGACUCGGCAUGCUGCUUUCUAACAAAGCUCCGUAAAAUUGUGGACAGCGACUGCUUCCAGUCCAUCUGGUGGGGCGACGAUGAGAACACCAUUGUGAUUGAGGAAACCCUCUUCAAAACAGAAGUGCUGGGAAGGACAGGACCUCUACACAACCUCAGCAUCGGCUGCAUGAAAGCCUUCGUUCGCCAGCUCCACCUGCACGGCUUCUUCAUUGUGGACAGCGAUUUGCCCACAGCUGCCUCUCGGGCAAAAUGCCCAGCAGGCGCAGCCGCGUCUGUUUGCAGUGAGUUGCUCUGCUACUACAACCCCAGUUUCAAGAAAGAGUACCCAUGUCUGCAGAAAUGGUUCAAGCAGAGCGCUGGCGUACGAAGGAGAGCAUCAGCUGCAUUCCCACCAGAGCUGGAUUUCGAGGAGGGCCCCGUGAGCAGCCCUCCGAACAGACGGCGAGGCCCUGCAGCAUCAGCGGGCAGUGAGCCCGCCGCUAGCAACAGCGGAGCUGGAGGCGACCGAGUUGGACAUCAGCACAAUUCAUGCCACAGCAGAUAG
Lagopus leucura (white-tailed ptarmigan) is the source of this 765-nucleotide messenger RNA. Its product is annotated as heat shock transcription factor, Y-linked-like. NCBI's taxonomy places the organism in Eukaryota, Metazoa, Chordata, Aves, Galliformes, Phasianidae. Gene Ontology annotation, biological process: regulation of DNA-templated transcription. The transcript is spliced from 2 exons. Bases 1 to 765 code for a protein of 254 amino acids. Gene Ontology annotation, molecular function: DNA-binding transcription factor activity; sequence-specific DNA binding. The record is from RefSeq and is a predicted model, not a curated record.